GAAACGAAACGACGGCCAUUUUGCCUUUCUUAACACCGAGAGGUUUCAGCUCGGUUAAUUCAUCAUGAGCUCGUUAAAACUUCAAAAGAGGCUUGCUGCCUCGGUGAUGCGAUGCGGCAAGAAAAAGGUCUGGUUGGAUCCUAAUGAAAUCAACGAGAUUGCCAAUACCAAUUCUCGUCAAAACAUUAGAAAACUUAUCAAGGAUGGUUUAAUCAUCAAAAAACCCGUAGCUGUCCAUUCACGUGCUCGAGUCCGUAAAAAUACUGAAGCUAGACGUAAAGGACGUCAUUGCGGUUUCGGUAAAAGAAAAGGUACAGCUAAUGCUCGUACUCCUCGAAAGGACUUAUGGGUUCAAAAAAUGAGAGUUCUUCGACGUCUGUUGAAAAAGUACAGAGAAACGAAAAAAAUCGACAGACAUUUGUACCAUUCACUUUACAUGAAAGCUAAGGGUAACGUUUUCAAAAACAAGAGAGUUUUGAUGGAAUUCAUUCACAAGAAGAAAGCUGAAAAAGCUAGAGCUGAAAUGCUUUCUGAUCAAGCUGAAGCACGUCGUACUAAGGUACGUGAAGCCCGUAAACGACGAGCGGAGAGAAUUGCUGCUAAAAAACAAGAACUUUUGCAAUCUUAUCAAAGAGAGGAUGAAGCUGCAGCGCAGAAAAAGUAAACUAUUUGUUUAAUUAUAUAAAUAAACUUUACUAAAAUUCCAAUCA
Molecule: messenger RNA, 710 nt
Organism: Chelonus insularis
Lineage: Eukaryota; Metazoa; Arthropoda; Insecta; Hymenoptera; Braconidae
Gene: RpL19
Product: ribosomal protein L19
Exons: 4
Coding region: 65-664 (199 amino acids)
Biological process (GO): translation
Cellular component (GO): ribosome; cytosolic large ribosomal subunit
Molecular function (GO): RNA binding; structural constituent of ribosome
Source: RefSeq, a predicted model, not a curated record